ACGUACUUUAAAUUCUUACCAACCAAUCACAACUCUCCUGUUUCAUAUACAGAGAUAACUCUGAUCUCGUCUCUCUGUCCAGUUUAAACCGAGUGAAACAAUGGCUCCUCCGCAGAAGCUCUUUCUUGCCGCCAUUCUCUCCGCCUUCAUUGUCGCCACCACCACCGGAGAUGGAUCUAAUAAUGCUGCGGAGGAUAUUGUACAUUCCUCCUGCCUUCACGCGAGCUAUCCAUCGCUAUGCAUCCGUACGCUCUCAACUUACUCCGGUCCGACCAUCACAAACCGUCGCGAGCUAGCUCAAGCCGCCGUUAAAGUAAGCCUCUCACACGCUAAAGCCGCCGCUAAAAAACUCGCUGCGGUGAGAGAAAAAGUGGUGAAGAAACUGGAGAAAGCCGCGGUUGUGGACUGCGUUGAGAUGAUUGGAGACUCGGUGGACGAGCUGAGCCGCACGCUAAGCGCUUUGAAGCGUCUCCGUGUUUCGGGUGGUUCGGUGAACGAGUUCAGGUGGCAGAUGAGCAACGCGCAGACGUGGGCGAGUGCUGCUUUGACGGAUGACGACACGUGUCUCGAUGGGUUUCAAGGGAUCGACGGUGAGGUCAAGUCGGAGGUGAAGGAGUGGAUGACGAAAGUGGCGAGGGUCACGAGCAACGCGCUUUACAUGAUCAACCAGCUAGAUGAUAAACGUGGCAAGCCCCACGUCUUACGUCCUUGAUGUUAAUGUACUUUUGUCCUAAUGGACUGGACUGUUGUGAUGUUGUUAAUUUUUAUUCGCGUGUGUUUAAUUGCAAGUUAUCUAUAAUAUAAAAGGAAAGAGUUCUUUUUUGAAA
Raphanus sativus (radish) is the source of this 827-nucleotide messenger RNA. Its product is annotated as pectinesterase inhibitor 3-like. Gene Ontology annotation, molecular function: enzyme inhibitor activity. The coding region runs from base 101 to 712 and encodes 203 amino acids. The transcript has a single exon. Lineage: Eukaryota; Viridiplantae; Streptophyta; Magnoliopsida; Brassicales; Brassicaceae. Gene Ontology annotation, biological process: negative regulation of catalytic activity. The record is from RefSeq and is a predicted model, not a curated record.